Messenger RNA from Salvelinus fontinalis (brook trout), 666 nucleotides. RefSeq names its product L-rhamnose-binding lectin CSL2-like. Gene Ontology annotation, molecular function: carbohydrate binding. The record is from RefSeq and is a predicted model, not a curated record. NCBI's taxonomy places the organism in Eukaryota, Metazoa, Chordata, Actinopteri, Salmoniformes, Salmonidae. The transcript has 9 exons. The coding region runs from base 1 to 666 and encodes 221 amino acids.
AUGCUCCUUUUAAAACUGACUGCAUUCACCUUGCUGGCUGCAGUUUGCUGUACACUAUCAACUUCAGCGACGAGAGUGGUCACCUGUGACAAUGGAGAAAACGUCCAGUUCCUGAACUGUGAUUCUGGAGUGAUCUUCAUUGAGAGAGCUCUGUACGGUCGGACUGACAGAACCACCUGCAGAGAAGGAAGACCUGCUGACCAACACACCAGUGUUAAUUUGAUAAAGACAGGCACCCUGGAGCUCCUCUCACAGAGGUGCAAUGGGAAACGGGUGUGUGAAGUGAACACUGAAGUCUUCCGUACUUCUGACCCCUGUGUUGGAAUCUACAAAUACCUGGAAACCACCUACACCUGCAUCCUAGCAACACGCAGCAUCACGUGUGAAGGCUCUGAUGCUCUCCUAGAAUGUGGUAAGGCUCUGAUAUGUACGAUCCAGAUCCACAGUGCCAACUAUGGCCGCCGUGACCAGCUCGUGUGUUCCUUUAAACGGCCCGCUAACCAACUAGCCAACACCAACUGCCUCAGCCAAUCCACCACUGCCAGUAAGGUGGCAGAGAGUUGUGAUGGGAAGAGCCAGUGUGACGUCCCGGCGUCCAGUUCUCUGUAUGGGGAUCCCUGUGUAGGAACCUACAAGUACCUGGAUGUGGCUUACACCUGUGGCUAA